Adineta steineri is the source of this 981-nucleotide messenger RNA. The record is from the annotation of a GenBank genome assembly. Lineage: Eukaryota; Metazoa; Rotifera; Eurotatoria; Adinetida; Adinetidae.
AUGAAUCGUUCAUCAAGAUUAAAAGAUAUUGUAAAUAAAAGAUCAAAUCUUUGGCAAGAUUCAGGAACAGAUACAUCAUCAACAUCUAAUAAUGAUAAUAGAAAAAUAUCAACGAAAGAUAAAUCAUCAACUGAUUCUGAUACAUCAAAUGAUGAGAAUAGUGAACCAAUUAGAACAAAAACUUGUUGUUUAAUUUGUUCAAUCUUACCAAAUUUAUCAAAUAUAAAUACAUGUCACAAACAUUUAGCAUCAUUAACUACACCAAUAGCACCAGCACAGGUUGUUUAUAUGAUGCCUCCACCAAUGAAUAGUUGUCCGAAAUCACACUGUCAUUGUCGAUCAAAAUCUAAACGUCGUCAUCGAUCUAGCUCGUCUUCGUCUUCAUCAUCAUCAUCAUCACGACGACCAGCAACAUCAUCAAAAUCUCGACGUCAUCGAAAAAAACGAUCAAUGACUCUCGUAUCGUCUAAUACUAGUAGUCAAGAUGAUUUAUUUUACUCUCCGGAUGUUCAAACUCAAGACACAACAACGACCAAUAAUCAACAGCAUCGAUCGAAUAAUACUGAAGGCCGAUUAUCACCUUCACUUCCACCAUCAACUACAAUCAAUCCAAAUACUAAUAAUAAUAAUUUGCAAAAACAUCAACAAUUUUUAAUUACAUCAAUUUUUCAUACAACUCAACAACAAAAUACCAAUGAAAUAGACUCGAUGUUAAAAAAUACCCAAAAUAAACCAAUAUCUCAAGAAGAUUCUCCGGAUAUAAUUAUAUUAGAUUCUGAUUCAUCGUGUUCAUCACCUAUACCUUAUAACCAAGUUGUACAUGUAAAAGAUGAAGGUGAAUCAUUAGCAGAAAAUGACCAUAAAACAGUAUCGAUUAAUAUGGGUCAAUUAGCUGCUGAAAUGGUAGAUCAUGAAUGUCCUGAACCAGUAAUAUUACUUGAACGUGUAUAUACAGAUAGAUACAAUCCAACAUAUAAAUAA